AUGGUCAUCGACAAGAAACGGAAACGCGCGGAUGGGCCCGGCAAGCGCGUUAAACCAACCGGCGCCAAUUCCAAACGGCAGAAAUCGAAUGCCGGGAAACGAGUGACGAGCAUCGAUUCGCUGGCAUGGAAGACCGUCGAUGUGCCCGAGAUGUUUGACGAUGCCGAGGGAUUUUAUGGCUUAGAGGAGGUCGAGGGCGUUGAUAUUGUGCGUGACGGCGAGACUGUGAAAUUUGUCGCUGCUGUGCCCGAGUCGGAAGAGGAAGAGUUUGGUGGGUUUGAGGAUGCCCCAGAGGAGAAGGCAGCGCCAGCAAGUGAAGAUGUCCCAAUAGCCCUAGACUCGACAACGUCUUCAAAAAAGCAAACCAAGGCCCAAAAGAAGGCGGCCAAGGCCGAGCAGAAUGGGCCCCAGAAACCGGACGCCAAGGCUGAGAAGAAGGAGAAGAAAGAGAAAAAGACAAAAGCCGAACCUGCGAAAGGAGACCCCGAACUAGAGGCCAAUGUCUUCGCCCAGGCCGCCGACCUUGCCGAUGCCGAGGCUGAAGACAACGACCUCGACAUGUCUGAAUGGGUCCCCCUGGACCUCUCCUCCCAGAUGCUGUCGUCCAUUGCCCGCCUCAAGUUCGACAAGCCAACUCCGAUCCAGGCGCGCGCGAUCCCACACAUCAUGCAGGGACACGAUGUGAUUGGGAAAGCCGCGACCGGUUCGGGGAAAACACUGGCUUUUGGUAUUCCCAUUGUCGAGAGCUGGCUGGCCAAAAGAGCCCAGACGCAGACCGCGGAGAGGACAGGGCCGACAGCCUUGAUCCUUUCGCCCACGCGCGAGCUCGCCCACCAGAUCGCGGACCAUCUCAAGCAGUUGUGUGCUGGGCUCACGACUGGCCCGUAUAUUUGCUCGGUCACGGGUGGGUUGGCGGUGCAGAAGCAGCAGCGUCAGCUCGAAAAGGCGGAUAUUGUGAUUGGAACGCCGGGGCGGAUGUGGGAGCUGAUGAGCUCGAGCAAUUCGGUAUCGGCUGCUCUGCGGGGUAUUGGGUAUCUGGUGGUGGAUGAAGCAGACCGUCUGCUCAAGGAUGGGCAUUUCAAGGAGGCGGAAGAGAUUCUGAAGGCUCUGGACAGGACUGUACCUGGAGAGGCAGAUGAGGAAAAGGAGGAUUCCGACGACGAGGACGAGGAUGAGACACCCCGACACAACCGGCAGACCCUCGUAUUUUCAGCCACGUUCAACAAGAACCUCCAGCAGAAACUAGCCGGGAAAGCCCGCUUCAAUUUGAUGGGGGAUACCGAGUCCCUCGAGUAUCUCCUGAAGAAACUCAAUUUCCGGGAAGAACGCCCCAAGUAUGUCGACACCAACCCGGUGUCCCAAAUGGCCGAGAACCUGAAGGAGGGCCUCAUCCAAUGCGGCGAUCUCGAAAAGGAUUUGUACCUCUACGCCGUCCUCCUCCUGCAGUCAACUCGCCGGGCCCUCGUCUUCACCAACUCCAUCAACACCGUCCGCCGUCUAACCCCCUUCCUCCAAGCCCUCAACCUGCCCGCCUUCGCCCUCCACUCCGACAUGGAACAGAAAGCCCGUCUCCGCUCCAUCGAGCGCUUCAAAGCCGCCACCAACACCCCACCAACAACGACACCAAAAUCAGGCGGCGGCGGACCCUCUUCUACCUCUUCAUCUUCCACCACCUCCUCCAUCCUCAUCGCAACCGACGUCGCCGCCCGCGGCCUCGACAUCCCCAACAUCGACCUCGUCAUCCACUACCACGUCCCGCGCUCCGCAGACGACUACGUCCACCGCUCCGGCCGCACCGCCCGCGCCCAGCACGCCGGCGUCUCCGUCCUCCUCUGCGGUCCCAAAGAAGCCGUCCCCACCCAACGCCUCAUCGCCAAAGUCCACGCCGCAGCCGCCGUCGCGUCCCAGCAGACUUCCAAAUCCAAACUCACCGCUGCCGGCGUCGGCGUUCAAACUAUCGAUAUCGACCGCCGGCUUGUAUCCCACCUGCGCCCGCGUGUCACCCUCGCGCAAAAGAUCACCGAGACUAGUAUCGCCAAGGAGCGUGGCACAAAAGAAGACGACUGGAUGCGCAAUGCGGCGGAGGAGUUAGGCGUUGAAUACGACUCGGACGAGCUGGAGGCCGCCGGGACGUGGAAGGGCCGUGGGAGUGGGCGGAAGGCGCGGGAGAAGGAGGCCAGGGGGGUGACCAAGGCGGAGGUGAAGCAGUGGCGGUGGGAGUUGAAGGAGUUGUUGUCGAAGAGGGUGAAUACGGGGGUCAGUGAGAGGUAUUUGGGGGGGGUGGAUGUGGAGGGGCUGUUGAGGGGGGCGAGGGGGGAGUUUUUGGGGCAGGUUGAGGGGUUGGGUCUUUAG
Messenger RNA from Dichotomopilus funicola, 2352 nucleotides. Its product is annotated as P-loop containing nucleoside triphosphate hydrolase protein. Bases 1 to 2352 code for a protein of 783 amino acids. Gene Ontology annotation, cellular component: nucleolus. Gene Ontology annotation, molecular function: RNA helicase activity; nucleic acid binding; ATP binding. The transcript is spliced from 2 exons. The record is from RefSeq and is a predicted model, not a curated record. NCBI's taxonomy places the organism in Eukaryota, Fungi, Ascomycota, Sordariomycetes, Sordariales, Chaetomiaceae.